GGGCGAGACGGGCUGACUCAAUCGCUGCCUCGCGUUUCACGAUGUGGCCAACGAGAGAGAGCGAGGCGAGUGCGUGGUGGUGGUGGUGGUGAUGAUGUUACACACUCCCUCCUCGCUCCUCUCUUCCUCUAUAUCUCACUCGUUACACAGGAGGUUGCAGCUCAGCCUCGCCGUGUGCGUGGUGGGGAUGGGAGCCGCAGCUCAUGUUGUUUGUUGAUUUUAAGUCACGAAGUUAAGAGACUUCGUCGUUUUGUGGUAAACGGCGUUCUUUUUUUGUGUGUGUGUUUCGAUAACGCUGUGCAACCGGAGUGCAAUACCUCGCAAACGUCACUUGUCUUAACUUAUUCAGAAAACCUCGACGUUCGGAGUAGCAUUUAAGUUAAAAACGAAAGUCUCAUGAAAUAGAAACGUAGGAUACAAAAUAUAAGGUAGUAACGGUGUAAGUCUAUGUGCCACGUGCCUUUGUGUGGUCCAUAGAGUUUGGAACUCGCUCCUGUCGCGGACGCAAUUAAUGCGCAAUUAAAAUUAGGGGCUGAUGCAAGGGCCGCGUUUGACCUGCCGGGGGUCGUGAAGGUCAACUCGACGAUUACUUCACCACCGUUGGGUCAGUGUGUGCGCGUGUGUGUGUGUUUGGUAGCUCAGACGUGGCGUGGCGAAACCACCAAGCCAGCCGCAGAUUGACAAAGCUUUUGCGAGGGGGGCGGGGAGGAGAGCUGUUUACAAAGAGGCGCUCGCUCGGCCUGGCGGUCAGAGUGUCCCCCGGGCAUCACACGUAGCACAUCGACACGGGGACCGCGCCGCAUUUCCUUCGGCGACAUUCACUGCGACCCGAUGGAAGGGACUCGCCGUCUCCAGGAGGCCCGGCCGACUUCCCUGCUCGGCAAGAGGGCCCGGCCAAGCUGCGGCGGCGGCGGCGGCGGUGGUGGUGGCGGGGCCCUCCACCAGACCCCUCGGCACCACCCGGACCGCGAGGGCCUCCCGCCGGCUUUGGCCGCCGUGGAGCCGCGUAGCCACUGCCCGGCCAGGGUCGGCGAGUACCUGCUGGUGGCCCCGCUCGACGUCGGAGGCUACAGGGCGGUGCACGAGGCCACGGGAAAGGAAUUCAUCUGCAAGGUGGUGGAGGCGGCCCGCUGGCCGACCCUGCUGGAGGCGUACCGCCGCGUGUGCCCGCACGAGCUUGUAUCCUCGCCCGUGGAGCUGCUCGUGGGCUCACGGCACACGUACGCGCUGCACGCCCACGCGCACAGCGACGCGCACGCGCUGGUACGGGCGCGGGGCCGCCUGCCGGAGCCCGAGGCGGCGCGACUCUUCCGCCACAUGGCGGAGGCGGUGGCGCGGUGUCACGAGCGGGGCCUGGUGCUCCGCGACCUCAAGCUGCGUCGCUUCGUCUUCAGGGACCCCGAAAGGACGCAGCUGGUGCUGGACGGGCUGGAGGACGCGCUGCUGCUGCAGGGCAUGGACGACUCUCUGACCGACCGUCGCGCGUGCCCGGCUUACGUGAGCCCCGAGUUACUGCGCUCGUCGCCAUCCGCAUCCGCCGGCGCUCCACGGCCCGUGCCGUACUCCGGACGUGCGGCUGACGUGUGGGGGCUGGGUGUCGCGCUGUAUGCCAUGCUCGUGGGCCGCUACCCAUUCCAUGAUCCCGCACCCUCGGCCCUCUUCCGCAAGAUCCGCCACGGCCGCUACGCGCUACCCGAGUGGCUCUCGCCGGCGGCACGGUGCCUCAUCGGGGGCCUGCUGCGACACGAGCCGUCUGAGAGGGCCACAGCGUGGGAUGCCCUCCAGCACCCGUGGCUAAGAGUUGGCGACACAGGGUCAGCCACGGCCACCGCCACAAAUUCCAGAACUAUGCCCGUGAACCCAAGUGUGAAUGCAGGCUGUGUGUGGUCAAGGAAUGACGACCAGACGGUGCCUGAUGUGGAGGUUGAAGAGGCUGGCGACUUGUUCUUUAGCUAAAUUCAUGGAAUGUUUAUUUAUCCAGCAAAGCCCGAGUCUCAGGAUACUUGACAGGAAAGUCCUGGAUUGUGAUGUGUGGCCAGUUCUAGACUGGGUACUGUUACCUGUGGGAUUAAACCAAAGUACCUUGAUAAAACCCACAUGCAUGACACUCAGUCCGUAUAUAAACGUCGGAAACUCAUUUGUGGACUGCCAUUUAGCACGCUUGGAUGGAUGUCUUGCACACAAGUCUGCAUGAAUCUCCAAGCUGCCAACUUGUAUCAUCGUGCUGUGUGUGCAUAUGCAGUAUACGAUACGUGAUGAGCAGUGGUGUAAUAUGACUUGGCAUCCGGAGGCACUAAGCAUUAAGCACUGUCUUCAAAACCUCUGGAAUUGACAGUCAAACCAAGUGCGCUCAAGGAGGCAGACACCAUCCCAUUUCGCAUUAAAUAUAGAACGCUGCUCCACCCUCCCAUGGAGGGUUCAUUGCACAGCAAUAUUACGCAAACUUGCAGAAUGUGAUAUGGUGUCUGAAACGGACCAUGGUUGUAACAGUUCCGAGGGUGAGGUUGUUUUUACUUGUUUUUAUAGCAGCAGGUUUUGGAAGAGGCAAUAUUACGAUGUGCCCAUGUUUUAAAUGCAUGUGUACCUGCUUUUUAUCGCCAUGUUAUUUGCUUUAUCAACGUAUGUAUGUUGAAAUUCUUUCGCACUGUGCGUAGCCAAAUGUGCUAAUCGGAGGUACGCAGCCAACCGUGGUGCACUUGACAUAUACGUUUUUAACGGUUAAGAGAUUGGUUUUUAAAUUCUUUAUAAAAUGUAAACUCAAAUGGUGCAAGCAGUGUUGUUUACUACUUUGAAUGGAUUGUUUUAUCCAUUUUGCAUUCAUGUACAGGAAUUGAUUGUGUUUUAUAAUAAAACACGUUGACUCAAA
Messenger RNA from Petromyzon marinus (sea lamprey), 2866 nucleotides. RefSeq names its product tribbles homolog 3-like. Lineage: Eukaryota; Metazoa; Chordata; Hyperoartia; Petromyzontiformes; Petromyzontidae. Gene Ontology annotation, cellular component: nucleus. Gene Ontology annotation, biological process: regulation of MAP kinase activity; protein phosphorylation; positive regulation of proteasomal ubiquitin-dependent protein catabolic process. Gene Ontology annotation, molecular function: ATP binding; protein kinase activity; mitogen-activated protein kinase kinase binding. The record is from RefSeq and is a predicted model, not a curated record.